AAUCGACAAAAGUGGCCGAUUUUGCAGCCCCAGAGCCGCCCGGGAGCUUGCUUUAUUAAUCGUUAUGCGUCGUGUUUGCAAGGCUCAGACCCUAUUCGGCUGUUUGAGAAGCGGAUUAAUGCAGCCAGAGAACCCGGUUAUGAAUUCGACAAGGAUUCAUUAUUGCAAUACAACCACAUGAGCUUCGGAGGACCUCCGGUCACUACACAAUCCAUUGAAGAAGCCGAUGAGCUUUUACGCAGCGAUGAGGAGGAUUCCGCCAUUGAGGCCGAAGUUCUAUCGGCUCCUCCAAAGUUGGUGUAUAGCAAACUUAUUUUGAGUUUCACAAGGAAACUUUUGGUAGCAACCAUGGACAAAUGGGACAUUCAUGUCCUUGUUAUCGAUAAAGUCGCACUCAAUUGGAAGAAUGAGCCUGCUGGUAGAAUUUUGGAGCUUAGUAUUCUUCACUUGGCAAUGUCGGAGAUAACCGUUCUCGGGACCCGGCACCCAAUUGUCAUUAACGAGGCCGUCGAUCUUGCAAAGCGGUUCUGUGAUGGGGCAGCACCACGAGUAAUCAAUGGGUGCCUACGGACGUUUGUGAAGGAUCUUGCUGGAACCAGCCAAGCUCAGGCCUCGAAAUCUAAACAGGAAGUGCCACUUGAAGUAUGACAGCUAGUUCGUUUGAAGCCAUCUUCUGCUUCUCGUCGAUCUCCGAGUUGCCACUUC
Molecule: messenger RNA, 705 nt
Organism: Hibiscus syriacus
Lineage: Eukaryota; Viridiplantae; Streptophyta; Magnoliopsida; Malvales; Malvaceae
Product: transcription antitermination protein NusB-like
Biological process (GO): DNA-templated transcription termination; regulation of DNA-templated transcription
Cellular component (GO): chloroplast
Molecular function (GO): RNA binding
Source: RefSeq, a predicted model, not a curated record